UGAUGCUUAGUUAUGCAUCUCUUACUCUUUGGUUGGCUUGGAAGAUUUUAGGAGAUGCGACUGUUAAUUUGGUGAGUUGCGUACCUGGGAUCAUUGCUUUUCGUCAUUGGGAUGGGUUGCCUUGGCAGCUUGCUGUCUGUCCUGGACCUUUUGCACGUGUGCACGUCUUUGUCGGGCAUAGCGCGUCUAAGUUCUACGCUGUUAGUGGACGGCAACGUGCACCCAGGCGCUGCAAUCUAUUUUAAUGGUCAACAUACGUGCAUUAUGAUACUGGAGCAACAGAGUUGCGAGUGCAUGCCGGAGGUCUGAAGAGGCUGAGCAUCAGUGCCAGUGGUGGGAGCUUGCAUGGUACUUGGUCAUCAGUGAGCAUCAUCAGUGCUUCAGACCGGCGGCUAAAGUGUCGAAUCGAGCCGCUGGAACAAACUCUUGCAGCGAGAGCUCUGUCAACUCCAGGUGAGAUGCCAGGAUCAGACAGGGCAAAAGCCGUUGGCUGGUUGUUGCGGGAGCUCAGACCAGUGUCUUAUCACUUCAAAGAAGGGCCAGAAGCAAAGCUGGCCAGGCAUGGUUUCAUAGCUCAAGAACUGGAGAAAGUCAUGCCAGAGCUUGUUCGAGACCACAAGGAUCGAAAACAUGUGGUAUACCAAGACCUGGUGGCACUUCUGACUCUGGCGUCGCAGGUCCAGCAGGGUCGCCUGGAAGAAUACGAGGACUCCCUGCUAGCCAAGCUGACCAGAGCCGUUACUGGGCUAGGGGCGAGUAUUGCGCGCUGGGAAGAUUCCAUCCGGCCACGUUCGAACGCCGAGCGGUCAAACUGAAGCGGCUGUGAGGUGGCCUGCCCCUGAUAAUGUGACUGGCGAGUUGCAAAUCGCCCCAUGUGUAAAA
Cladocopium goreaui is the source of this 882-nucleotide messenger RNA. The record is from the annotation of a GenBank genome assembly. Lineage: Eukaryota; Dinophyceae; Suessiales; Symbiodiniaceae.